Molecule: messenger RNA, 789 nt
Organism: Erythranthe guttata (spotted monkey flower)
Lineage: Eukaryota; Viridiplantae; Streptophyta; Magnoliopsida; Lamiales; Phrymaceae
Source: RefSeq, a predicted model, not a curated record
UCUUGCUCGAUUUUGUUGUCCUUGUUUUGAUAGCCACUUGUUGAGUGAGUGACUAAUAUUUUAAUUGGAUUCUUAAUUCUUUAAUACAGAAAGAAACUCUUGUUCUCGAUGCACCCAACAUAACGAACGAUUACUAUCUCAGCAUAAUGGAUUGGGGGGAAUCGAACAUUCUAGCGGUUGCUUUGGGCACAAAAGUGUUCUUAUGGAACGCAAAUAGUCGCGAAAUCGAAUUGUUGUCCGAAGUUAGUGAGAUUAAUGACUAUCCUGGUAGUGUAUCGUGGUCCAAAGAUGCAAAAACAAUUGCAGUAGGGUAUAAUUCCUCGAGAAUAAUUCUCUACGAUGCCGAGUCUCUCAAGCCCGUGAGAUCCCUAAACGGUCACCGGGGAAAGGUGGGGUCCAUUGCGUGGAACGGUCAUAUAUUAACAUCCGGAAGCCGCGAUAGAGCCAUCAUCAACCAUGACGUAAGAGCGAGGAAUAGUGUAGUGUGCCGAGUUAAAGCUCACGAGGGUGAAGUUUGUGGAUUGAAGUGGUCAAGAACAGGGAAUAUACUCGCGAGUGGUGGAAAUGACAAUUUAUUGUACUUGUGGGAUUCGUGCAAAAUGAGCUCGAUGAAUAAUUUGUACCGAUUUGAUGACCAUUGUGCUGCUGUAAAAGCACUUGCUUGGUGCCCUUAUAACUAUAACGUUUUAGCCUCGGGAGGCGGCUCUAGUGAUUGCUCUAUCAAGAUGUGGGACAUGCAGAAAGGAGCAUGCAUUCGAAGCACCGACACUAAAGCACAGGCGAGUUAGA